CUUGAGUACAUCAACAAUGGUGCGCAUUAUUGAAGGCGAAUCCUCUUCUUCCAACAGACGUCGUCGUCCAGUCGUCAGAGGCACUGACAGGUUGAGCGCAUUGCCGCAACAUAUUCUGACCGAAAUCUUGUCUCGCCUCUCAACAAUUGAGGCUGCAAGGGUUAGCUUUAGUUCAAGAAUUUUGACGACUACAUGGCGUUUGCUGCCAAAUCUUGUUUUCGAUUAUAGUCAGUUCCCGGCUAUGGUGAAUAAGGCACAUUCUUUCUUGAGAUUCGUCGACUGGACUGUUGCUCACCAUGAUGAAUCAGAUGUUAAAAUUUUUGAACUUCAGCUCGGGCCUACCACUUAUUGUGAGGUUUCGAUCAAGUACCAGUGGGUGGAAUUUGCAAUACAGCACAAUGUGCAAAAACUAGUUCUUCGUGGAAGAGUUUGUGGGACUCAAAAUCUAGCAGAUUCCGUCUUUUCAUGUCGGUCCCUUGUAAAAUUGGAGUUGUCUGUACAUGAAAUUGUCUUAUCUUGGCCUGAAACUAUUCAGCUUCCAAACCUCAAGAAACUAAAGCUGAAAUUCUUGCUUCUGCCAGAGAUGAUCACCAGCCAAGAUUUGUUCUCAAAUUUCCCUGCACUUGAAAAACUCUCCAUGUUCUUCUGCAACGUUGCGUCCCUCAAUGUUUUUUCCAUUUCAUCUUCAAGAUUAACGGAGUUCACGAUGUCUGCCUGUCUAGGGAUGGAAAGCUGCUCGAUCAGGCUCCAGACUCCAUCUCUUUCUAAAUUCAUAUACACCAGUUGGGAUCCAAGGGAAAGUGUGCUGCAAGUGCCUCCAUGUGCGUUUUCAUUGGUGGUUGAUGGUGAUAAUUCUCUCAUGUGUAGAGGAAGCCCUGACGAGUUGAGUCAAACUGUAGUUAAACUCACUAGAGAGCUUUUUGGGACAAGUUAUAUCACUACAGGACGUUGGCUCAUUCAGUAUCUUUCUAUGGUUCCUGAUCUACCGAGGCGACUAGCUUCUGUUAGAUACAAUUACUUGCUGAUGCUGAACGUCAGGGUAUGGCCAGUUGCAAGGCACGUUAGAACAUUGAUUUUGCUUGUUUCCAAAUGCCCAAUACUCUCAGUGCUCUCUAUUGACUUUGUGAUGCCACAAGGAAGAAUUAUUAACCGGGGGAAUGGGGGAUGUGCAGCAGAUUAUGGUGUGGGAGAUUUUGGUGGCUUAAACGAUGUUAGAAUAGAGAAUUUUGGAGGAAAUGUGACAGAAAUGGCGCUUGUGAGGCAUUUGCUGGCUAGAACACCUCAUUUACAUAUAAUGAGGAUUGAGAUGAACCCUCUUCUGGACGACAUUGAUGCAGACUUGAAGAUCCAUCAGAUACUUGAAUAUUGGAGAGCUUCUCCAAGUGCUAAUAUCAUUUUUGACUAAUGUCAUGUAGUCAAUGCAAGUAAACCCCUCUCUUUCUCUCCCACACACACACA
Sesamum indicum (sesame) is the source of this 1458-nucleotide messenger RNA. RefSeq names its product F-box protein At4g09920-like. Gene Ontology annotation, molecular function: protein binding. The record is from RefSeq and is a predicted model, not a curated record. NCBI's taxonomy places the organism in Eukaryota, Viridiplantae, Streptophyta, Magnoliopsida, Lamiales, Pedaliaceae.